CUGUUAGUGGUCAAGAGGAGCGAAAGAAUAUUCCCGUAAUUUAUUGCCGACGCCAACCCUAACCUUCCCUUCUCCUCCUCUUCGACCACGAUUUCGCCCGUUCUCGGCUUUCGCUGCCGGAAACUUUGAUCAAAGAGGGAACAUGCAUUCGACACACCUCCUCCUCGAGGAGCCCAUCAGGAUGGCCACCAUCCUGGAGCCCUCCAAGCCGAGUUUCUUCCCCGCCAUGACUAAGAUCGUCGGGACGCUCGGCCCCAAAUCGCGGUCAGUGGAGGCGAUAUCCGCCUGCCUCAAGGCAGGCAUGUCGGUGGCUCGCUUCGACUUCUCCUGGGGGGACGUUGAUUAUCACCAGGAGACACUUGAAAACCUGAAGGCGGCUAUCAAGGGCACUAAGAAGCUGUGCGCCGUCAUGCUAGAUACUGUAGGUCCCGAGUUGCAAGUCAUGAAUAAAAGUGAGAAGGCCAUCUCACUUGAGGCAGAUGCUUCUGUUGUUUUGACACCAGACCAAGAAAAGGAAGCAUCAUCUGAGCUAUUACCUAUAAAUUUUAGUGGAUUGUCAAAGGCAGUGAAACCAGGAGACACAAUAUUUAUUGGCCAAUACUUGUUCACUGGAAGUGAGACUACAUCUGUUUGGCUGGAGGUGUCUGAGCUGAAAGGUGAUGAUGUAGUCUGUACAAUUAAGAACACAGCUACUCUGGCCGGAUCACUCUUCACUUUGCACGUGUGCCAAGUCCAUAUUGAUUUACCUACACUCACUGAAGCGGAUAAAAACGCAAUAACUACAUGGGGUGUCCGCAAUAAAGUUGAUUUCCUUUCAUUAUCUUACACAAGGCAUGCUGAAGAUGUUCGGGAAGCCCGAGAAUUUUUAUCGAAGUUAGGUGAUCUGAACCAAACUCAAAUAUUUGCAAAAAUUGAGAGUGUGGAGGGUCUAACCCAUUUUGAUGAGAUUCUACAAGAAGCGGAUGGUAUAAUUCUUUCACGUGGGAAUCUUGGAAUAGAUCUCCCGCCUGAGAAGGUGUUUUUAUUCCAAAAGGCUGCUGUCUAUAAGUGCAACAUGGCUGGAAAGCCAGCAGUUGUCACACGUGUGGUUGAUAGCAUGACUGACAACUUGAGACCUACACGUGCAGAAGCAACUGAUGUGGCCAAUGCUAUACUUGAUGGUAGUGAUGCAAUUCUGUUGGGUGCUGAAACGCUCAGGGGAUUAUACCCUGUUGAAACCAUUUCAACUGUGGGUAGAAUUUGCUAUGAGGCCGAGAAAGUUUUCAACCAGGAUUUAUACUUUAAGAAGACUGUUAAGUAUGUUGGAGAACCAAUGACUCACCUGGAAUCCAUUGCAUCAUCUGCAGUACGUGCUGCUAUUAAAGUAAAGGCAUCUAUUAUAAUUUGUUUUACCUCGUCUGGUAGAGCUGCAAGGUUGAUAGCCAAGUAUCGGCCCACCAUGCCUGUCCUAUCUGUGGUCAUUCCCCGGCUUAAGACAAACCAACUUCGAUGGAGCUUCACUGGUGCUUUUGAAGCUAGACAAUCACUUAUUGUUAGAGGUCUUUUCCCAAUGCUGGCCGAUCCUCGCCAUCCUGCUGAGUCUACUAAUGCCUCGAAUGAAUCAGUUCUGAAGGUUGCUCUUGAUCAUGGGAAAGCCUCCGGUCUGAUCAAGUCUCAUGAUCGUGUCGUCGUCUGCCAAAAGGUCGGGGAUGCGUCAGUGGUGAAGAUCAUCGAACUAGAGGAUUGAAGAAUUGUUUUCUCAAUCUAUAAUAUUUUGUGAUUUGUUCACUUAGAAAAUCAUCAAAUAAGCUGUUAUCCAGCCAAAUUAUUCCAUCUAACUUGGUAAGAUAUUGAGUUUUGUUUGUUGAUUUUUCAAAACCAAAUUUCAUACACUAAUGUUAUGCAAUUGAGAAAUUGCAAGACCCUAUAUUUUGUAUUUGCUGCCAUUGGCUAUUCAUAUAGAAAAUGCUGAAUAUCUUUCCUUGA
Zingiber officinale is the source of this 1965-nucleotide messenger RNA. RefSeq names its product pyruvate kinase 1, cytosolic. Gene Ontology annotation, cellular component: cytoplasm. Gene Ontology annotation, molecular function: magnesium ion binding; potassium ion binding; pyruvate kinase activity. The transcript is spliced from 16 exons. Bases 143 to 1726 code for a protein of 527 amino acids. NCBI's taxonomy places the organism in Eukaryota, Viridiplantae, Streptophyta, Magnoliopsida, Zingiberales, Zingiberaceae. Gene Ontology annotation, biological process: glycolytic process. The record is from RefSeq and is a predicted model, not a curated record.